GAAGGCCAGUCGGCUCGCUGUGUCACAGAGAGUCACCUUAAGCCCGUGUGACAACUCCCAUUCUGUCCCUUUGUGACAAGCUUAAUCACUAUAAUGCCAGGUCUCUGCGCGCUUUGUCUCGCCGUCGCGCUGGCUGCGCUCGCCCGGCUCACCGGCUCUGUGGGGCCGGUGGUCCGAUGUGAGCCGUGCGACGCCAGCGUGCUGCAGCAGUGCAAACCGCUGCCGAAGGACUGCGCGGAGAGCGUGAGAGAGCCCGGCUGCGGCUGCUGCAUGACGUGCGCCCUCGGCGAAGGACAGGCUUGUGGAGUGUACACUGCGCGCUGCGGCUCCGGCUUGACCUGCAAGCAUCAGCCCGGGGAGAACCGUCCUUUGCAAGCUCUGUUGGAGGGACGAGGGGUAUGCACCAGCGCAACAAAAAAACUCAUCAGCAAUCUUAAGCCGGCGCAAAAACAAGAAAAUGCAGGAAAUCAAGUGGACGACGGCGCCAAUGUGACCGUGACCGUGACGGUCGUGCCUGCUGAGGCAACUGUGAACUGCGGGCACAGCCCAGGGUCAAUGAACACUAGGCCUCCUCUGCACAACACACUUAUCCAGAAGGCUGAAAAUAGGAAGACGCAGAGCUACAAGGUGGAACCUGUGUCAGGAGGAGUCAGUAAGGACAUGCACAACUUCUCCCUGGAGAACAAGAGGGAGACUGAGUAUGGGCCAUGCAGACGGGAGAUAGACAGCAUCAUGAACAGCCUGAAGAUCAACAACGUGCUCAACCCUAGAGGCUUCCGCCUUCCUAACUGUGACAAAAAGGGCUUCUACAAGAAAAAACAGUGUCGCCCAUCCAAAGGCAGGAACCGGGGCUUCUGUUGGUGCGUGGACAAAUACGGGCAGCCUCUCCCAGGCUACGAUGACAAGCAGGGAAAGACAAAGUGCUAUCACCUGGAGAGUAAAUGAGGGGAGGACAGAUGAGACAACCCAUGGAUGGAGAGAAAGAGGAAAACAGCACAAAAAAAGUCAAAAAAAGAAAUGGAACGAAAGAAAUAAGGGAAAGGGAACGAGGACCUGUUUUUGCUCUUGCAUGUAGAUUGAUGUAAACAUUUGAAGGAACUUUGGACCUUUUGUUUUAGGUCCCAUUUCAAGGGUGGGGGGAGUACAAGGAUUAGGGAGAGGGUAGGGGGUGGAGCACAGUCUCCUGUCCUUUAUAGCUAUCUGUCCUAUACUUAGGGAACCUCCAUCCUUUCUUUAAAAUAUGUAUAAAAAACAGUUAAGCUGAGACAGAAUGGGAGGAAAGAAUAAAUCCUAUCAUCUGCACUAUUUUUAAAGGGGGAGAGGAAGGAGGGACUUUCCCACUCACUUUAAAGAGGACUUGUUUAUGACUGUGACCCCGCGCCCCCCUCUAAGAAAGUCACACCAACACCGAUCUAUCAUGUGUGUGUUUGUUGUAAGUGUGUAACCGCGAGGUUUGUUUGUCUUUUAAUCCGUGAGCGCCUGCAUAACUUACGUUUUCACAGCUGCCUGUCUGUGCAAGAUGGUGUGUGAGAGCAUGCUUUCCCAAAACAGCUUCCCUUCCUUCGACCCUGCUCCAUCAAACAAUGCAGAAAAAGACAACACCUUCUGGCUCAGGGUCCAUUUUGUAGUGCAAGGUGUAUGGAAUGGCAGAGUUUUUUUUUUUUUUUUUUAGCACGUUGACCUCCUUUCUUUGCUGCCUUUUUGCUGUUUGUCACUGAUGUGCAGGGUAGAUGGAUUGAAGGCAACCUGUGCAGUUAAAGUGCCUUAAAAUCCUUAACACCUCCUUUUUCCUUCUUAAUUGCAUGAGACAAGUUAUGUUUCAAAUAUUAAGACUUGAGAAGUCUUGAGAAGACCUGAGAGCAUCCAAUGCAUGUUACAUUUCUAGAUUUUGAUAAUCGUUUUAGAACAAAUAGGUAUAUCAGCAUAAUUUCUAGCAGAGAUCCAAGGCAUUGUAUCCUCUGUUUAAACAGAUUUUGAAGAAAGGACAUUAAAAAUACCACCCCAGCCUGACUGAUGGAUGUUUGCUGAAUUGAAAAGCCGUCCAAGCUAACCACAUACGUUUUCAUGAGUGCAUUUAAAAGCUAGUUUGCUCACUUGAAAUCAAAUUUUUGAUGGUUUUCUCGUAAAAGCAGUCAAUCUACGUAAAAUCUGCUUGCACGUUUACAAAUACGACAUUAAUUUUCUUCCCCGUGUUCUGUGUUCAUUCUUCUCUCAUCGUUCUUGCAACUCUGAGGUUCUCUAGUCCUUAAUCACAUGCCAUUGUCCUCAGCUUGCCCUCUUUCUGUGUAUGUGCCUGAUCCUGAUCCCUUGCCCCGCCUCAUCCUGUCUUAGUGGUGCAACAUGGUGUUUGCUUGUUUCAGUUUUUUUUUCUUUACGGGUCAAGUCAGGUGUGACCGUUUUUGCUCUGCCACAGGUGCCAGCUGCCCCCUAUGCUUCAAGCACAAGCACUUAUAGCACUUUAGCUGUCCCGCUGCUACGCAGUUCUAGACAAUUGGACCUAUCUGCGUCUGCGUAACCUUCCAUGGCGGUAAUGCCAAAUUUAACAGCGUGUUAUAAGAAAACAAUAAUAUUCCAUUGAGAAAAAUAAAUGAAAGUAAAUGUAUACAAUUCAGGUCCAUUUUUGUGCAAAAGCUUUAAAGCGUCUUUUUUUCCUGAAACUUACAGGCUGUCAGACUUUCAUGUAAUCUUUUAAAGUGUGUUUGAUCACCAGUUCUGGUGGCUUUGUAAAACCUUUCUCAGGGCUUUUAAAAAAUGUUCUUUGAAAAUCAACUCAACUGUCCGGUCCUUUUACCUCACCAUGACAGUAUACUGUGAAUGGUACUUUGAAAAAUAGCACAAGGUAAUUACUAGUAGUAAUUAGUUAGAACUAACUAGUACUAAUUUGUUUUAACACCAUAGUACCAUAAAAGAUAAUUAAGGAUCCUUUUGCAUUUGUUUCAUUCUUAAAUGGUUUUCAUUUUAAUAUUAGAUUUAUGAAAGGUCAGUAAAGUUACAUGAAUGCUUCCCAGCCCAUAUGUGUGAUUUUAUGAAUAACACAUAAAACAUGCUUUAAAUUAUUCCUAAAAGUCUAUUUUGGUCAUUAAUACAUACAAUUUUCAAAAAAUAUAUUUUCUCCUCUUUUAGCCCACAGAAAAACUUUCAGAUAGAUUUAGAAAGGCUUGAGAAAUUGAUCUAAACCACUUCAGCAACAUUGCAGGAAAGUCUUUCCGCUUGGAAGCAAACUAUGAAGUAAAAGAAGGGUUGUUUAAAACUUUUGGACUGUAGUGGAAACCAGAUCUCCUGGCAACAAAUAUAACAACAAAUAUAACAAACAACCGCGUUGGUGUUUUUCCAUUGAGUGCAUCUAUUUUUUUUCUCCUUUGUUUUUAUUGUUGAUGCUUUUGUUUCUUUGAGAAAAUGCUUGUGUGAUCACAUGCCAACAAAUCUCCACAAGGUGGACACAGCACCAAAAAUGCAUUCACACACAUGGCAGGGGGUCUUACAGAGGCAGUGCGGUCCUCUCUAUGGGGCUUCCUGCCCCAUGCUCUCCCACAUCCUGUGCACAGACUUGAAAUGUGGAGAGAUGGCCGAAGAGAGCCUGCUCAGUUGCUCAGUAGCUCAGUAGCACCACAUCAACUUAACACACUCAGAUGGCGGCAACUUACAACCAGCCUAUUGGUGCUAAAUCCCAUCUAUUCAGAGACUUGAUUUAAGGGGAGGAACAAACAGAAAACAUUUAAGCUAUUCCCUCCCUAAUAUUUGUACGUGUGUCUUUUUAUAUAUUAUUAUUUUUAUUGUUAUUUUUAGUAAUAUUUCCUGGCCAGCUACAUGUCUGACUGGACAUCAUGUACAGUGCGUAAAAAUAAAAAUUAUUUAUCUAUGAAAGAAUUAUAAGCUGAUCCAAAAUUGGUUUUCUUAUGAAGAAUUCAGUGACUCACCGAUUGCACAGCACAGUCUAUAUGAUUCAGUGUAUUUUUGGGGACUAUAAUCACUAAUGAAUGUUUUCUUCUUGAAGAACCAUUUCCUUCUGUUGCUAACCUCCACUCCCUCUCAGUGUGGCAUUCAGGCCAUCCAUGUUCACCAGCCCUUAAGGACAGUGAACCUCUCACAACAUCACUUCCCUCCAUGCACACACGCAGCCAUCCUGCCUCCGCCAGUCAGCGCAGAACCAGGGUCACAUUUCUGUUCUGUCACAUUUUAUUCAGUUUUCAAACCAGCUUCUUAAAGCUGAAGCUCUCUCUGUUCACGGGUAUUGUAAUGUUUUAUUCAAGCUUCUCGUGGUACAAGCUACAAAUCACAAAGCUAUUUUUUUUUUCCAAAAGAGGAAAUGAUUUUGAAUCAAGAUAUACUUUGUAUUUAAUGUCAUUUUUUAAAUAAAAAUGAACACAUUU
This is a messenger RNA of Poeciliopsis prolifica (blackstripe livebearer), 4370 nucleotides long. RefSeq names its product insulin-like growth factor binding protein 3 (gene igfbp3). NCBI's taxonomy places the organism in Eukaryota, Metazoa, Chordata, Actinopteri, Cyprinodontiformes, Poeciliidae. Bases 94 to 945 code for a protein of 283 amino acids. The record is from RefSeq and is a predicted model, not a curated record. Gene Ontology annotation, molecular function: fibronectin binding; insulin-like growth factor I binding; insulin-like growth factor II binding. The transcript has 4 exons. Gene Ontology annotation, cellular component: extracellular region. Gene Ontology annotation, biological process: regulation of insulin-like growth factor receptor signaling pathway.